Molecule: messenger RNA, 2179 nt
Organism: Ostrinia nubilalis (European corn borer)
Lineage: Eukaryota; Metazoa; Arthropoda; Insecta; Lepidoptera; Crambidae
Exons: 3
Coding region: 171-1367 (398 amino acids)
Source: RefSeq, a predicted model, not a curated record
GAUUUAACAACCAUCAGCAAACGUCCUUGCGCGCGCGGAGUAGGAAACUGGCAUAAUAAAACGUAAUCAAUGUUGUUGGACGUAUGCGAGCUGACUCAGAUUAUUCCUAUCAAUUGUAAACAUAACGAAACACGACAUCUUCUAAAUCAGUACUGCGUAGAGCUAGCAAUAUGACGGACGCGCGCGAACUGUUUCUAAGAAAUAUCUUGGAAGAAAUAGCCGUAAAACAAAAAUAUGAAGACCCUGACAUACAAACGUCAGCUAUACCAACCACCGGCUCCAAUUUCACCUCCCAACUCUUCUACGCUUCUAUCAAAUCGGCAGGAAAACAAGAUCUUAACGUAUUCGCAAAAGUCGCCGUCGUCGCGGAAAAACUCCGAGAAGAACUAAAAGCGACCUUGUUCGACAUCGAAAGACACUUUUACACGAAGCUAACGAAGACGUACAAAGAAAUAGAAGACGAGCACAACAUCUCAGAAGAACACAGACUCGUCAUUCCCAAGUAUUACGGAGGCAGCGACACGUAUUUGAAAGAGGUGGUGGUACUGCAGGACUUGUCCAAACAUGGUUUCAUAACAUACGAUAGGUUUAAGUCCAUUGAUUGGGAAUACGCAUCGGCAGCAGUUGAGGAGUUGGCGAAACUCCACGCGUUGUCCAUAGCAUAUUGGAAGGCAUAUCCAGAAGAUUACGAAGAAGCUAAGAAAAUUUUGAGAAGACAAAUGAUGGACGAGGAUACACCUGUUACAGCCAUGAUGAAACAUAUGCUGAACAAUACGAUACUAACGGUUCGUGAGGAGAACAGGGCAAAGGUAGAGAAGCUAUGCUUAGAGACGUUUAAUUUCGAGAAGUUCAAGAAGUUCUAUGAACCGACAGAAAGGCCAGUCAUCAUACACAGUGACUUCAGACAGAGCAACCUGAUGCAUAAAAUAGACAAGGACGGCAAAGUCCAAGUAGUGAUUGUGGACUACCAGACCUUACAUCCAGGACCUGCAACCAACGACUUGCUGUACUUCAUCUUCACGGGGUCAGACGGAGCGUUCCGCGCCAAGUACUUCGAUCAGCUUAUUGACCACUACUACGAGCAUAUGGCCGCUGCGUUACGGAGGCUGCACUUGGACCCUGAGGAGGCUUUCCCGAGGGACGUCUUUGAUCAGGAGUUGAAAGAGAUGAUGCCUUUUGGCCUGUUCAUCGCGGGCAUGUUGCUGCCGAUGAUCACCAUAGACACGGCAGACGUGAGCAAAGAUGGCGGCGCGUUUGAGAACGCGAGCUUCGAGACUAUGGCCGAGAUGAUGGGCAAGAGCAACGACUUGAGCACACGAAGGCUGAAUGAAGUUGUGGACGACUAUGUCAAGUGGGGGAUAAUAUAGAAAUAACUUUUGAACCAAUCAUUUCAAUGUUUUGAACUUCAUUAAAUCCAGACACCCUGCAGGCUACAUAACAGACGCGUAGAGGCAUGGAACAGAAGCAUGAAGCUCUUCUUCAAGAAAGGUGAUAAGACCUUGCUGAAGAAUUACAGACCCAUCUCGCUUCUGAGUCAUGUCUACAAGCUGUUUUCGAGAGUCAUCACGAACCGUCUCGCGCGUAGGUUCGAUGACAUCCAGUAUCCCGAACAAGCCGGAUUCCGAAAAGGUUAUAGUACCUAGUCGUUCAACCAUCGGUUGUAGUACCAUCGCCCGACUAAAAAGUUUGUUCGGCUUCCUCAGAAAGGUAGCAGGAAGGCGCUGGAUGCAAGCCGCUACCAACUGGUCAGUCUGGAAAUCAAUGGGGGAGGCCUAUGUCCAGCAGUGAACGUAGGCUGACAUUAUGAUGAUGAUAUAAAAUUGUAUUUUAUUCGCUUGGAUUGUAUUUUUAUUUCAAGCAAGUUUUAUAGUGUUGACUCGUUGUUUACAAAGCUUGUUUAAAAUAUACAAAAAUCAAAGCGAAAAAUAUACCAAAUGUCCAAAUAAAUUUUCUGUUGCCAUUGGUAGGUAUGUAAUUUGGAACUGAAUUUUUAAGUUUCGAGCUGUGCAAGACAGUGGAUGAUAAAAUAAACUAAUUUUUAGGUAAGCCUAGGCAUUUAUUGUAAAAAAGAAUAAAAUAUUUUAUUAAACCUAAUGUUUAUACGAUUGUAUUUGAUUUCAUUUUGUAUGUCUUCGUAUAUAAUAUUAAACGUAAUUUUUAUUAAAAUCGCUUAAAAAUA